Prionailurus viverrinus (fishing cat) is the source of this 3809-nucleotide messenger RNA. RefSeq names its product mannosidase endo-alpha (gene MANEA). The transcript is spliced from 5 exons. The record is from RefSeq and is a predicted model, not a curated record. NCBI's taxonomy places the organism in Eukaryota, Metazoa, Chordata, Mammalia, Carnivora, Felidae. Gene Ontology annotation, cellular component: Golgi apparatus. Gene Ontology annotation, molecular function: alpha-mannosidase activity. The coding region runs from base 293 to 1678 and encodes 461 amino acids.
AUUCGUCCACGCCCCUCAGGCCCAGACGGAUAAGAGGAGCCCCUGCGGGGGAAGCCUGCACCCCGCUGGCUCGCGGAGCCCGGCGUCAAAGCCCCGCCCCCUCGGGGUUGCAGGAACGCUCUGCGCGCGUCUUUGGGGAGGUGGGGCUGGGUGGGCGCGCUGACGGGAGGCCGCGGGCUCUCUGCACCCGCUCUCCCUCUUCUCUCUACCCUCACGGCUCUGGCUGGAUCGUCUGCUGGUGGCCGGAUUCCCUGCUAAACACUUACCAUUUUGGAGUUUAAAGUAUGUCAUCAUGGCAAAAUUUCGAAGAAGGACUUGCAUCAUUUUGUCACUUUUUAUUCUGUUUAUUUUCUCCCUGAUGAUGGGUUUAAAAAUGCUGAGACCAAAUAAAGCUACUUUUGGAGAUCCUUUUGGACUUGAACUUCUUCCAGAACUUCAUCAACAAACUCACUUAGGGAAAAACCUUGAUUCCCAAAACAAUGACAAAAUCAACAGUGAAACAAAUAUCAAGAAUUUAAAAAGUGUUGAAAUCACUCUGAAACCUUCCAAAGCCUCUGAACCUUACCUGGAAGAGCUGCGACCUCUGAAUUAUUAUUUGCAUGUCUUUUAUUACAGUUGGUAUGGAAAUCCACAAUUUGAUGGUAAAUAUAUACAUUGGAACCAUCCAAUCCUGAAGCAUUGGGACCCUAGAAUAACCAAGAAUUAUCCACAAGGGAAACAUAAUCCCCCGGAUGACAUUGGCUCCAGCUUUUACCCUGAGUUGGGAAUUUACAGCUCUCGAGAUCCUUCUGUCAUUGAAACUCACAUGAAACAAAUGUACUCAGCUUCAAUUGGUGUACUAGCCCUAUCUUGGUACCCACCUGGUACAAAUGAUGAAAAUGGAGAAAAUACUGAUGAUUUGGUACCAACUAUUUUGGAUAAAGCUCAUAAAUAUAAUCUGAAGGUCACUUUUCACAUCGAGCCAUAUAGCAAUCGGGAUGAUCAAAACAUGUACAAAAAUGUCAAAUAUAUUAUAGACAAGUAUGGAAAUCAUCCAGCCUUUUAUAGGUACAAGACUAAGACUGGCAAUGCCCUUCCUAUGUUUUAUAUCUAUGAUUCCUAUAUCACAAAGCCUGAAAAAUGGGCCAAUCUGUUAACCACCACAGGGUCUCAAAGCAUUCGCAAUUCUCCUUAUGAUGGACUGUUCAUUGCACUUCUAGUAGAAAGCAAACAUAGGUAUGAUAUUCUACAAGGUGGUUUUGAUGGAAUUUACACAUAUUUUGCCACAAACGGCUUUACUUACGGCUCAUCCUAUGAGAACUGGGCAGGGCUAAAAUUUUUUUGUGAUCAGUUCAACCUACUGUUUAUCCCAAGUGUGGGCCCAGGAUACAUAGACACCAGCAUCCGUCCGUGGAACGCUCAAAAUACUCGGAACCGAAUCAGCGGGAAGUACUAUGAAACUGCCCUGGGUGCCGCACUCCAUGCCCACCCCAGUGUAAUUUCCAUCACCUCUUUUAAUGAGUGGCACGAAGGAACUCAGAUUGAAAAAGCUGUUCCCAAAAGAACCAGUAAUACAGUAUACCUAGAUUACCGUCCUCAUAAACCAAGUCUUUAUCUAGAACUAACUCGCAAGUGGUCUGAAAAAUACAGUAAGGAAAGAGCUGCUUAUGCAUUCGAUCAUGAGCUGCCUCUUUCUUAAUGCAUUUAUAAUUCUAGAAAUCAAUAAAUAUUUUUUGUUUUAGGAAUAACUGUCAAUCAGUAUACACUGAUACACUUAAUAAAAAGAAUUUGUUCUUUUUUAAAAAUGGUAAUGUCCUCAUUGCCACCCUUCACAAUGCUGCACUGAAAAAAUGAGAGAAAAGUGCACAGUGUUCUGAAUUUGCAGUUGAAAUUCUACUUUGAUACUUUCAUUUCACAGUAAAUGCUUGUGUUACAUAAUUAGUGCACAGUUACAUCAAACUUGUAUUCUGGGCCCAAAGAAAUAGAUUGUGUGCAUAUUUGGUAUGUCUACUGAGGAAAAUAAGGCUUAAACGAUAGUGUACAUGUUUCAUGUAGAAUUUUUUCAGUGAUUCAGUCAUCCAGAGUUUGAACACUAAAGUCUCCAAUAAAAAUACUUAAGGGAAUGUAAUCAUAACAUCAGUCUUACUGUGAAUCCUAUUGUGUGAGGAAGGCCUGCAUCAUCCUUUGAGGAAUUUUGAUAAACCAUAGCACGCUUGGUGUUUUGUCCGUCUAAUGUGUCUGCUUCACAUCGAUGAAUUACAGAUUUUAGAAGCUGUGGAAAGUUGUUUCAUAAAAGUUAACAAUUGCUUAUCAGUUAUUAAGAAAACAUAGUUCACAAUUGUUAUUCAUGUUUUUAAAAUUCAAUGUUAAUCAGAGACCAACUGUAUCAAUUUUUUUUUUCUUUCUUGUUUUUCUUCUUGUUUUUAGCUAUUUUUACCAAAAUAGAGAAAAUUUACUUAGCAUUUUAAGGCCAUGGAAGUGAAAAUAUUUUUAUAUCUUAAAUCCAUUCCUACAUUUUACUUUUACCAAUUUAAUGAUUGAAAUAAUCUCAUUUAAAAUACUUUAUUGUAUGUAAUAACAUCCCCGUGUGUAAAAACAUCAUACAUUCAUGGUACCUAUCACGUUUAAUGCUUGUGAUCAGUUGUUUGUCAUAUUGUGACAAAUUAAUCUACCUGUAUGCUAAUAAUGAAUAUAUUUUUUUUAAUGCUUAUUUAUUAUUGAGAGAGCACGAGCAGGGGAGGGGCAGAGAGAGGAGACUACAGAAUCUGAAGCAGGCUCCAGGCUCUGAGCAAUUAGCACAGAGCCUGACACAGGGCUCAAACUCACAAACCAUGAGAUCAUGACCUGAGCCGAAGUCGAACACUUAACCGACUGAGCCACCCAGGCACCCCAACAAUGAAUCUCUUUAAUAAUAGAGUAUAUGUCAUUCUCCAGUUCUUAUAGUUAAUAUUUGUAAUUAGAAAUAUAGUAAAAAAUAUAUGCUUACAUGAAUAUUAUUUAUUAAAGAGAAGCAAUUGGGCAGUACUAAUCAAAAAUACAUAUAAAUCUUCAGGGUUUAGAGAUACUCAUACAGAAAUAAAUUAACAACAGUAGAAUUAACAGUAAAUUAACAAUUUAUCAUAAAAUAGUCCAUCAGGUGAUGAAAUUUAUUUUCAAUCAGUGAUUUUGAAGUAAAAUUUCUUUGAAAAGAGGCAAGAUUAGUGUUAAACUUAUAACUUAAUUUGCCAUUUCUCAGAAUGAUCAGACGAUGGGAAAUUAGUACAAUAAUAGUAAUCCACUUCUCAGAAAAUGACAAGAAUAAAUCACUAUAAUGAUGUAAGCAAGCAUCUUCAUAGGACCACUCAUACAGAUAGAACCUGUGGAUUUUUUUUUCUUCUAUCCAGUUAGCCACUGUAUGCUAUCCUAGGGAUGAAUUCUAAAUACAUCAUGCCUAAUAAUCACACUGUAUUAAAUUUUGAAGAAUGCUACAGAGGAGUUUUUGACAUUGCUUGUACUAUAUAUUUGAACCUACUGUGACAGAAAAGUUUUGUGAAAUGGUUCUGAUUAACGGAAAGUGGAUAAAAACAAGGUCAGCAAAUCCUCAACACAAAUACCAUCACUUCCUAUUUUGCUCUCAUUGCAGACCUAGAUAAUCAACAGCAUGCUUUACCUCUGAACUUGACCCCAUCCAGCCAGUAACAAUCAGACUUCAAAGUAAGAUAAAACAGAUUCUGUCUUCAGUGCAGAAAGUUAUUCUCAAGGGAAGAAUGUUUGGAAUCUGAUAUAAUGGUUUAAGAAUUUAUAUGAACAUCGUGUGUCUUUUCACCUGUUAAAAAAAUUACUAGGAAUCA